AUGCCCCUCGCCAUCUCACGCAUGGGAAUUGUCCUCGGUGUCUGUGUUGUCAUAUGGUCUGGGAUGACCGCAGGAUUCGGCCUCUACUUACAAUCACUAUGCGCCCAAUAUCUCGACCGAGGUAGCGCCUCAUUCUUUGCACUGUCACAAUUGACAUACCCUAACGCUGCCGUGGUCUUCGAUGGCGCGAUCGCGAUCAAAUGUUUCGGAGUCGGAGUGAGCUAUCUCAUCAUCAUCGGAGAUUUGAUGCCCGGUGUCGUUCAGGGCUUUGUCGGCAGUGAGCCUGGCUAUGAUUUCUUGGUAGACCGUCACUUUUGGGUCACAGCUUUCAUGUUAAUCGUGAUACCCCUCUCCUACUUGCGCCGAUUGGACUCCCUGAAGUACACCAGUAUCGCAGCUUUGGUGUCAAUGGCCUACCUGGUCGUUUUGGUUGUGUAUCAUUUCGUCUUGGGAGAUACAAUGGAAGAUCGAGGCCCCAUCCGCGUGGGCCAUUGGGCUGGCCCAAUCCCGACUCUCAGCAGCCUGCCUGUUAUUGUAUUUGCAUUCACCUGCCAUCAAAAUAUGUUUUCCAUUCUCAACGAAAUUGCCAACAACAGCCACUUCCGCACCACUGCGGUGGUUUUGGCCAGCACAGGAAGUGCAGCCGCAACUUACAUCCUUGUCGCUAUCACUGGAUACUUGUCCUUUGGCAACAAAGUUGGCGGAAAUAUCGUCGGCAUGUACCCGCCUGGCUUGUAUGCGACGAUCGGACGUGCCGCAAUCGUCAUGCUGGUAGUCUUCUCUUACCCGCUCCAGUGCCACCCAUGCCGGGCGUCGGUUGAUGCCGUCCUGAAAUGGCGUCCUCAAGCGCAACCUCGUGGCACCGAGGGCUCACCUCACCGCCACCCACUCCUGGGUCCCCGCGGCAAUCGCACGCCGGAACCGAUGAGCGAUCUACGCUUUUCCGUCAUAACAACUACCAUCCUUAUUCUCAGCUACAUUGUCGCCAUGACCGUGUCGUCCCUCGAAGCGGUCCUAGCUUACGUUGGUAGCACUGGCAGUACCAGCAUCAGCUUCAUUCUGCCUGGCCUCUUUUACUACAAGAUCUCCUCCCCGGACUCGCCGACCCACCGCGGUCUGCUGAAGGAGGACGAUGAAGUAGAUGACGAUUUGUCUGAUGACGAUAACGGCGACGAUGGAGAGGGCUCCCUUGCUCGUUCUCUGACUGAGAGUGGCCUCCUCCCCCGUGGAUCCCGCCACUGGCGCAAGGCAAUUCUCCGUCGUCUCAGUCUGGCAUUGGCUGCCUAUGGCUUCCUUGUCAUGGUUGUAUGCCUGAUCACGAACACAUUCUUCAAGGCUUCGCAUUGA
This is a messenger RNA of Penicillium olsonii, 1347 nucleotides long. Lineage: Eukaryota; Fungi; Ascomycota; Eurotiomycetes; Eurotiales; Aspergillaceae. The record is from the annotation of a GenBank genome assembly.